CGAGCAAAACUGGAAAUCCUCACUGCAUGCUUCGCAACUAGCAACAAUCCAGAGCUCAGAUGAACGUAUUCUCCAUUGGGAAAUUUAAAGCCACUUUUGUCUUUGAAUGAUGAUCAUUGGAUUCUAAAAGUACUCCGAACAAUCAAAGGUUGAGAUGAAUAUUUCUUGAUUAACGGUUCCUGAACUCUUCAUCGUAUUUGGCUGAUGAUGAAGAUACACACGGAGUAGAAUGGAUACUGACAGGUAAGAGGUUGCCACGCAAGUCGGCCGUCGUUUGAGUCGGAGGAGUGCAAAGGGGAUUAAUACUUCUCUCUCUUUCUGUCACAAGAAUACUCUUGAGAUCUCACCCCUGUGGUUGUGAGUCGGUCGAAGCAAAAAGCAUGUCAUAGUUUGCCACCACCGUCUUGGCUCAGCGCUUGGUACAAGCAUGUGUCUGCACUUCCUUGGAUCAUUUGUGACUCAAGUCUGAAGGAGGAUCCUGGAUGUUUGAUGUCACAAGGCUAACUUUUUUUUUGCAGUGGCAAGCAGCUGCUAUUCUAGCGUUUGAUUGCGCUCCUAAUGCUCUAGCUACCCGCCAAUGAAUUUGCGUUGAGCAGUUCCUAAUUAAAUCAAUUUAAGUGUCAACAUGGUUGCGCUGGAAACGUCACAUCCCUUUGUUUUUGUACUCAUGUGGAAACUAUUAACUUAUUUUGUGGACACUGGACAGGGUUUUGAAGUGGUCGAGCGGGAUUAUGAAAUACCAAUUAGUGCGGAUACAUUCUUGCAUGGACCUCUUGUUGAUUGGGGUAUGAAUGAUUACCUGGAAAUAGGCCAGAGAGCUGAUGGGAUCGAAAGUCGCUCAUUGUUAACAUUUGAUAUUGGCCAGUUCAUGUUGGAAAGCCAGUGGGGCCAGGAAGAUAGAUAUCCAAACAUAAACCAAAGCACAAUCCUCAGAACUUCCCUCAGUCUUAGCUGCACCAACAUCGAAAAUGCCGGAAGUACCGAUCCUUUCGAACGAAACUUUCAAGACACCCUCCAUGUUGGCCGUCUCUUGGUUCCAUGGGAGGAGGACGUAGCAACUUCUGUUGUGCGUGCAAAUGGUGGUCAGUUUUGGGAAGUGGAAAAUGUGGGAACAGAUGGAACUGAUGCAACGGCUUCGGUUGCAAGUGCCUCUGUAGAUAUCACCUAUGCAGCCUGCCAGGAAGGCGCGUCUGUUUCAUUUGAUAUUACAGAUACGCUCUUGUCAUGGAUCAACGGGUCAAGUCCUAACUACGGUCUUGUGAUUUGGGCCGAGGAUGCCAUGCUUACAAGAAAGUGGAUCAAGUUUGUAUCUAGUGGUAGCCACGAUGUCGUCAAUCAUCCAGUACUUGCGGUUACCAUUCAAGAUACACUAGUCACAACACCAGGUGAGUACUCAUUUCAAAACAAUAUAUUUGUAAACUUCCAUAAAAUAAAUAUUCGUCCAAGUUGAAGCAAAUUUUUAGACCAAAUUAUGCGAAACAAGUUCUUUUUUCCCAUAAAGUCGAACAGGUUUUUAUGGUCUCAAAAAUUUGACUCAGCUAAAUUACCUGUAUAUUACAGAUAUAUUUGGAUGUACUUGGUACAGCUUUUCAGUGCACCAAGACUGAGUACAAUAGAUUCUUGUUUCUUUCAGAGAGGAUUUCUUAUGUGCAUUGUAUUGAAAUUCCAUAAUUUGUAUUGCUGAUGGAAUUGUAAAACAAUCAUUUGACUUUGUAGGCAUACAAAAGUAAAUGCAGAACAUGCUUGCAGUUAUCAAGGGUGUAUUUAUCACUGAGAAUUUUACUUGGUAAUCAACUACAACUUUAAUCAGAUUCAUUUAUGGUCAGUGUGCCCCAUAUCCAAAUAGUUCUAAGAAUACUGGCCCUGAUGACCGAAAAAGGACAAAAAUAAGACUUAUCUGUCAGCUCAACAUACAAUCCAACGAAAGUUGAAUGAAUGAAUGACCAAACAUACAGUAUAUAUAAUAUACAUUUAUCACUGUAAAGUACAUUAACAUAAGUUUAAAUAUAACAACAUUGAUGGUCUUUAGGACACCGAGAUAAGCGAGGCUAGUGAGAGGGGCCCUGUCUAAAUGAAGAUUCUGGGUGCAAUCAUAGCUGAAGAAACAAGCACAAAAUCUGGAAUUCAGUGGCAUAAUGGGCCAGUGCCAACUGACUAAUUAUUACAAGAAAAGAAAGUUCAAUAUAAUUCAUAUACAUUCUUAUCUAUAUGUGUGCAAUUACAAAAUACAAUUCAUUGCAAUAUUACACUACAUUGAACAUCAUUCUGCUGUUACUGGCUUACCACUAUAUAACCAAUUUGUCAAUGAUUUCCUUUAAAUGACCUACACCAAAUGAGAGAAGGGGCCCGUUUCAUGAAGAGUUACAACUGUUGUAACUUUGCCAUUAUGGCAACUACCAUGGCAACAGGGCUCAGCAGCCAAUCAAAAUCUAGGUUACCAUUGUAGUUGUCAUAAUGGCAACGUUACAACAGUUCUCUUUAUGAAAAAGGUCCCAAGGUCUGAUCCAAUCCAUCUUAUCACCUGCAUGUAGCAGACCUUGUCAUAAUUAUUCUGAAUUUAGAGAAAAAUCAUCUGAAUUUCAAUCAUCCUCAGUGCUUCUUUUAAUUUAUGAUUUUCCUAUUUUCUUAAUACUGCACACCCUUGUGAAAAAUAAAUUGUUUUGUCUGUUCGGAUGGUUGGAGGUACAUUUCUCCAAAACAGUAUAUAUUUAAUAACUUUUUAUCCUUGAUAUGUAGGCUAAUCACCAUUUGGUCUGAUUGUUUUCAAUAUGACCUAGUCUUUAAUGGAUCCAUUGAAGUUUCAAUUUGUCUAUAACUUUCCAGUAGUUCUAUGUACAGAUUCUAUGUUUGUUUAAGGCCCAUUGAAUUGUUUGCAAUGUUCCAGAUAGUUAUUAUUCAAUCAUAUAAAUCAUGAAAAUCAGAAGACUUACACUUGUUGUGACAGAAAUAGACUUUUAACCCUUUGAACCCGACAGGCCGGAAUACCGGCCUACCAGUGAACGCACAUAUACCCGAGCCU
Molecule: messenger RNA, 3019 nt
Organism: Lytechinus variegatus (green sea urchin)
Lineage: Eukaryota; Metazoa; Echinodermata; Echinoidea; Temnopleuroida; Toxopneustidae
Exons: 2
Coding region: 626-1450 (274 amino acids)
Source: RefSeq, a predicted model, not a curated record